Caenorhabditis auriculariae is the source of this 20945-nucleotide messenger RNA. NCBI's taxonomy places the organism in Eukaryota, Metazoa, Nematoda, Chromadorea, Rhabditida, Rhabditidae. The record is from the annotation of a GenBank genome assembly.
AUGGAGGGGAUCGACCCCGACGUGCUCCUGGAAUGGCUCCAGACGGGUAUUGGUGAUGAACGAGACCUUCAGGUUCGUUUUGAGAAAAAAAAAGUCGAUCUAGCUCCUGUUUUCGCCUUGUAGUUGAGUUAUGAAGCUUUAAGAAGGUCUCGAAUAGCGACUUUUUCCAUAAUUUGUGUGAUUUGCGAACUUUGGAGCUUCAAAAUUUUGUUAUGAGGAAGAAGCCAGAAAUUUUUUUUUUGUUUUCAAGUUUUCAAGUCUCUGAAAUUGGCUGUAGCGAAGUUCCAUAAAAGUUGAACCGGAAGCUGGAAAAUCUUCCUUUUCGGCGAUAAUUCAGAGAAAUUAUUUUGACAAGCCUAUGAUGUAAUGUGUGUGAAAAAUGUACAGAUGGAUUAUCAAGUAAUAAAUAAAUAGGAAUAAUUCAGAGGUUAAUUGAGAGGGUAUAUAAUCAUAUUUCCUUGCAGCUGAUGGCUCUCGAACAACUUUGUAUGCUUUUAUUGAUGGCCGACAAUAUUGAUCGGUGUUUUGAAUCGUGCCCACCGCGCACAUUUAUUCCGGCGCUGUGCAAGAUUUUCCUCGACGAAACCGCGCCCGACAAUGUCUUGGAGGUGUGAUUCCGUGUCUGCCACCGUUAUCGAUUGAAUGCAACUUGAGUGAAAAAAAAAAUACGCUUCCAGGCAAUUUAAAAAUAAAAAGAAAGUGUUUGAUGCGUAAAACUCAUAUGCCAGAUAUUUGAAAAGAAAACUGUAAUUUUAAUUUUUUGGGAUAGUUACCUGAAAUAAUGACGACUAAGGGACUAUAGGUCACGUUUGGCUAGAAAUCUCAUUUUUUUUUUUAGAAUCAUCUCAUUUAAAUCAUUGUUUUCAAAGUGAUUUUGCGGAAUUUAAAAUAGCCGUCAGAGAAAGAAAAAGAUAACUAAAUUUUUGGGAGUCAGAGAUGGUUUCGAAUGACUAAAGAAACUAGAGAAAGAAAACACUAGAGUCAACCUAAUGUUGUUAUUGAAGAGGUUACGCUUGAACUUUGUUUCCUUGACGAUUUUAUCGAGAAUGAAAUUAAGGUGACGGCUCGUGCAAUCACAUAUUACUUGGACGUGUCCAACGAGUGCACUCGCCGAAUCACUCAGGUCGACGGCGCUGUCAAGGCGAUUUGCGCCCGACUCGCCGCGGCUGAGAUGACCGACAGGUCCAGCAAAGACCUCGGUUCGUUGGGAUUGAAAUUUGAACAAAAGUGAUAAUUUUUUGGCUUUCGAAGUUCAUUGAUACCUUAGAAAACUUUGAAAACAUUUGUUUCAAAAUACAAUUUUGCGCACUCUUUUUCGUGGUUUACAGAAAAUUCUAGAGUUUCAGUAAUCUUGAGGUGCUUGAGAACUGUUAUGAGAAGGGGAGAAAUACCUUUGCAAAAUAAUUCGAUAGAAUGUAAAAAUAAUAUUCUAGAAUUGGUAUAGUCUGUUCAGAUUUUGAAUGUCAAGUCGUCGCUCAAGCUCCGCCCAUAAUGGUGCGAUAAACCAAUCAGAGAGCGAGCCAUCCACAGAGCGUUUUCGAAUGACGUCAUUCUACUUGACAUUCAGAAUCUGAACAGACUAUAGCAUUCGUUUCAAGACACGAUUUUGCGGAAUUUUUCCGUGAUUUUUAGAAGAGAAAAAUUAAUAACUUCAAGUGAUUGAUAACGGUCGUGAGAAGUGGAAAACAACCUUAAAAAGAUAUUUUGAACUAAGUUGAGAUUUUUGAAACUGGAGUUAUAAUUGUCUGCAAUGAAAAAUAAACUGGAUAAAUUUCCAAUUCUCAAAAAGAACAUUGAAAGCGGGUUUAGACCACAAAGUAUCAGGUAAUUUUCAUAAUUUUUGUCUUUUUAUAGGUAUUUGUUGAAGAAAAAAUAUAUCCAUGUUUAGCUGAGCAAUGCGUGAAACUGCUCGAGCACGUUUGCCAGCGCGAAACUUUGGCCGUCUAUGACGCCGGCGGCAUCAACGCCAUGCUCACUUUGGUCCGACAGCAUGGCGGCCAAGUUCAUAAAGUAAAAAACUACAAAAAAGGAUUAUAGACUAAAAAAGCUAUUCUUUAGGACACUAUGCACUCGGCGAUGUCCGUCGUGACACGUCUUUGCGGCAAAAUGGAGCCCAACGAUUCAGAACUCCCGAAAUGCGCCGAAAGUCUCGGCGCCUUGUUGGAACAUGACGAUCUUAAGGUGAAAAAUUGAAUUUAAAAAUAAUAUUAAUUAAGUUUCAAGUAAAUAAAGCUUAAAAAAAUGGUCCUGAAGAAGAGUGACGGUGACUUGAAGAGACGCCAGAGAAAUGAAAAAUCUUCCUCUUGCGUCUCUUCAACCUGUCUUUGUUCUCUCGCCAUGCAUUUUUUCGAGGUUUUUCAGUUCAAUCGGAAAAUAUGUAGUAUUCUACAAUAUUUUAAAAGGAACCUUCUUAUUAGACAUUGAAUAAUGAUGAUAAUAAUGUAACUUGACAACGAUUGAUACAACUUCCAUUAAAUUUUGGAGUUCCUAGCUAAAUAAUAGUUAUUUUUUAUUUAAAAUAUGAAUUUACUUUUAAAUAAACACGCAGGAUCAAAAAAAUGAUAAGAAAAAAAGAUUUUUUUGUUUUGAAAAGUAAUAAAAGACCAUGACCGCCUUUCAGUAUUCAUGUUUCAUAUAUACAUCUUUUCCUCAAGUUUAUACUAUUUCCCUUCAAUUUUCUCUUUUUUGCAGGUCUCCGAAAGCGCUCUCCGCUGCUUUGCCGCGUUGACGGACCGUUUCAUCCGCAAAAUGAUGGAUCCGGCCGAAUUAGCCCUCCACAGCAACCUCAUCGAACACUUGUUGGGCACUCUAUCCAAUAACGAUACCUCAAAUUCUGCAAACUUUGUCUCCAUUGUACUCUCUUUGCUCAGCAAUCUCUGCCGCGGCAGCUCGGCGGUUACCGAACAGAUUUUGAGGUGAGUGCGGGUUCAAGAAGAUAUAUGAAAGUGCUUUUUUGGGGUUGUUCCAAAUAUCAUUUCGUCUUUAUAAUGCCUUGGAGAGACUUGGAUAUUUUUCGGGUACUAUUGUUACAGAACUUGAAGUGGGCGUUCAUGAAAAGAAAAUAAGACUGUAUUGAUUUUUUUAGGGCUGUAUCAAUUUUCGGCAUUAAAUUGAAUAUUUUCGGGUGCUAUCUUGACAGAAUUUGAAGUGAAUGGGUGUUUGAAAAAAAGGGGUUCUGUUAAGUUCUUAAGAUUCUAACAAGUUCCGACAUUGAUUUAACCGAUUUUCGGGUUCCAUUGAAAAAAAAAAUGUGUUCCGCGAACUUUUAUCACUUUUUUUUAUCAAGCACUAGUGUCAGCUCACCUUCUAGAACCAGAGUCACUAGAUGAACUUUUUUUAUUCUUAAAAAAAUUAUUCAACUUUUUAGCGCUCGUAACUUGCCUCACAGGCAUUUUUCGUCCGUUUUUGAGCACAGAUUUGGAAUCAGCGUGAAAAAAACUGCAUCUAGAAGACUUUCAAAUACAUGAUAGGGACACUGUAAACGGAUAGUAAUCUUGAAUAAAAAAAUUGGAAAGAAGUUUUACUUUACAUUAACAAGUAUCUCUCCCUAAAUUCGAAUGACUAAUUCUUUUUACCCUCUGAAAACGAGCAAUUUUUCAGCUCACCAAAUAUCAUGCCAGCACUCUCGUCGGUGCUCACGAAUAAGGAAGAACGGGUGGUGACGGAUGGCCUCCGGCUCGUCGACCUCUUGUUGGUCUUGCUCUGCGAGGGAAGAUCUGCUCUGCCGCACACGGCUGCGGUUCGUUUCGUUUCGGAAAAGCUCUUAUGAGAGAGAUAAGAGCUAGAGAAAUUGAAAUGCGAACAAACUACACAAAUGUUCACCUGAUCGGACCUUGUUUCAUUUGAUGUUUAGUCAGUUCGAAGAUAUUUUCUUGAGUGCCUGAAGGAUCAUAGAGAAAAUUCCAAGGUCUUGAGGGGAAGGCUAUUGGCAGAAAACAAAAAAAAAAUUCAACUUAAAAUUAGAAUUUUUCAUUUUUUGGAUUUUUGACCUCAAGAGAAUUGGGAUUUAUCACAUUGUUCAAAAAUGAACUAAACAAGUGAGCGUUUUCAGAGAAAAUUCAACCGUUUUAAGCCCCAAUUUGAAAAUAUCCAUAUAAACACCUCAUUAGCUGCUAGUUUGAAAAAAAAAAUAUGGAAAAAACGCCUGAAUCUUUUCAUUUCACACAUUAUUCUGUCAGUCUUUUUGAUUUUUUUUUAAAUAAUGUCUCACGGCAAAGUUUUAUAAAUUUUUGAAAAAUAUAUGAAAUUUUUAAGCUUGAUGCAUUUGGAACAAUUAUAUGACAAAAUUCGAAUUUUUAUACAUAGUGAAAAUAAAGACUGAUUUUGAUCAUUCUGAACGAACUUGAAUUUUAAAUCUUCGUUUCCAGGUCUCCGGAGACUCGGCAGGACCAUCCGGCGGCGCCGAACGGGUCCAUCGUCACCUGAUCGACGCGAUCCGCCAGAAAGAUCUGACCACUCUGGUCGACGCCAUCGAAAACGGGACCGUCGAUGUCAACUUCACGGACGACGUCGGUCAGACCCUCUGCAACUGGGCCUCUGCCUUCGGAAGCCUGGAGAUGGUCCAGUAUCUCUGCGACAAGGGCGCCGACGUCAACAAGGGCCACAAGAGCAGCAGCCUUCAUUAUGCGGCCUGCUUCGGACGGCCUGAUGUGGGGAUUCAUCGUCUUUUUGAGCUGUUUUCUCUAUUUAUUCGAUUUGCAGAAAAACAGAACAGCUUUUGAAAAAUGAAUUGAAAAAGAUAAAACACCUCGAGAAGCUUUUCAUCGAAAUCGAUGGUCAUUUGAGGAAAAUUAGAUACAAAAAGGAAAAACUCUGAUGAGAAGCAAAGAUUCAGUUUCACUAUGCCGAUUUGAAAGAAUCUUUAAGUUAAAUUUUAAAAAUAGUCCUAGAAAAAAGUGAAAGAAUUCGGUUGAAUCAUCAAUUUUGUCUGUAAUUUUGCGUUCAAGCGCUCUGACGAAUCGACCUGUUAGAGUGAAAAUCGAUGAUCAUUUCCGACUAAAAUGAGAUAUUUUCCUACAGACGAGUUUUUUUCUCUUAUAGCAUUAUUGAUUGUGCUGUCAAGUCUUCAUCUGUGAAAUUUGAAAACGAUGGUUAUUUCUAAUCAAAAUGGUAUAUUUCCCUUCAGAUCGUCAAGCUUCUGCUCCAACGCGGCGCGAAUCCCGAUUUGCGGGACGAAGACGGCAAAACGGCUCUGGACAAGUCGAGAGAGCGCAGCGACGAAGAUCACACUCAAGUCGCCCACAUUUUGGAGAGCCCCAGCGUUUAUAUGCAUGCCAGUGAGCAUUGAAUUUUCGCUUGUUUUGAGCAAUAUUUCGAGGGAAAGUGGAUGAAAGAAAAAUGAGAAGAAAAACAAUUCAGAACGUUUAGAAAAAAAUUAAUAGUUCUUUAUUUUUGUUCUACAACUUUUCAAGAAAGGGCAAAUAUUUCAUUAUUACGAGCGCCGUGAUAAAUGAAAAUAAGAAAAAAAAAAGUUUCAGAAUGUCUAGAAAAUCGUGGGAAUUUUUCAUUUUGUUCUAAAGUUUUACAAGAAAGUGAAAGUUUCAAUAAUUAAAAGUUCUCAAAAAUCUCCCUGUUUUUGCAUUAUUGUCUGAAGUUUGCAUUAUUCUAGAAACGGAUGAGACUAAAACGAAGAAAGAUUCGCCGGCGACUCGAAAAAUGAGCACGAACAGUGAACUUCCUGACCGAGCCCUGGUCACGAGAGUUUUGCAGCAACUUUUGCCGAUAUUCUGCGAAAUUUUCCAGGUCUUUUGAAAUAUUUUAACAGUUUCCUAAUGGAUAAGACUUUAGAAAUCGCUCAACGCAAACGUCCGCCGCACUUCCUUGUCUCUGCUCCGAAAAAUCGUCGAACACAGCGAUUUGAAACAAGCCGCUUCUAAUGGUGCAUAUUGGGAUUGUUUUUCAAAUUUACAAGUGAAAAAAGAAAAAAAAAUUUAUUUGUUCCAAAAACCAGUUUAUUUUUGAAGAUACCUCGAUCCGCAGCUCGCCAGCGGAUAUUUCAGCCGGCGCCGAAAGUUUGGUGGCCGUCGUUGUCUCGGUUUUGGAUCAAGAAGAUGAUCACGAAGGACAAGAACAAGUUCUUCUGGUAAACAGCCUCAAGUCGAACGGCUAACAGCUAUAAAACACGAAUUUAGAUCCUCUCAUCGCUGCUGAGGAAAGACUCCGAGUUCUGGGUCACAGAGUUGGUCCGUCUCGGCGUUUUCGAACGCGUCAAAGCGAUGGCCAAGGAGCCGCCACGCGGGUUCGACGACCAAAAUGAGGAGGACCUCUCCAUGGAGGAUACUACGGCAAGAAUCAGCUCCUUGAGCAGGUUUGUAAAAUAUUCAGAGAGAAAAGUGAGUAUUCUGAAAAGAAGAAAAAACUUUCUUAUGAGUAUUCUGGAGCCUUACACCAAUAAGUCAAAGUACCCGACUUUUCACGUUAUCACAUUUCCAGAUCAACCGCUUCAACACCAUCAAUCGCCAUGGAAGCCGAAAUCGAACAGCGUGCGACGCCGAUCGGAGCCGGUGAUGAGAAUGAACGCGAACGAGUCGCAAUGCUGAACAUCGCCGUCGAAUCCGACGGCGACCUCGUCACAGCCACUCAGACGCCUCCUCCCACCGUCGAAGUCGGCGAGGUCGAGGCCACCAUCAGCGCGCCUCGACAAUCCUCCGCUUCUGCCAUCUUGAACGUCGUCUCGAAGCUCAGCGGUUCGUCUUCCGCCGCCGACAAGAAAUACAAGAUGAACCUGGUGCCGGGCGUCGCCUACCGCUGGAAGGAGUGGAGGAUCUCCCGGGGCACGGAGUCGCUUUUCGUCUGGAGCGAUGUCCUUCUGAUUGAGCUCGCGUGAGUGUCAGAUUUGAUGAAUGGAUGAUAUCUUGAAGCAAAAUAAAUAAAUAGUAGACAGUUUCAUGAAGAUUUUGUGAAGUGAAGAGAUAAGCCACAUUUGAAGUUUAUCCUUUAAAUUGAGCUUUGCGUGACAAAAAAGGAUAGGCUGUAGAAAAGUAUUAACGAAAGAUGACUCCAUGUAGGCCAUUCUAAGAAAUCUCAUGGUAUAAAUUAAGAGUGUCCGGUUAAACAAAAAAAUGGUUAGGUUGUGUGAAAGUAAUGUGACAAGGAGAUAGCUUCACGAUUUCGUCUCUUCCAGGUUCGAUAGCAACGGCUGGUUCCGCUACCUGGUCGACAACGAAGUCCACACGAUGUACGUCAGCGGAACAGUCGCCACCGAGUCUGCGACAACGACUGACGAGAACUUGCGGAAAGAAAUGGUGGCUCGUUGGAAGCUGACCAAAGCUCCCUUCGACGACGACAACGUUAUGCCGGCUAGCGUCCUGGGCAUUCCCAGCAAUAACAAGAAGGUCUUGAAGUUGAGAAUAUCAUUGAGUUGUGAGAAGUUGGGCAGUAAAAAGUCUGUGAAAAACAUUUUAGAAACUGUUGUAGACAUAUUAAGAAGGUUCUGAAAACGAUGUUUUUUUGCAGCUGGAAGUGCCAGUCUGGGAGCUGUGGAGCACGAGAACCUCCGAGUUGAUGUUCCGUUGCACUCAUGAGAACUUGAAGUCUUCUGACAACUCGACGGCCCUCACGACCACCAUCAAAGACGAUUCCGGCGGCUUUGUCUAUGAAAGCAGCUCCGGACGGAAACACAACGUCAUGCCUGAGACGGCCCUUCCCAGCGACUUCCACACUGGUUUUUGAGUAGCCCCUGUAAAAUUAAUGAUUAUUCGUAGGAUGGAGCGCUCACGGCGUUUCGGGACGACGCAUCAAGUUCCGAACGGAGAUCCAACGCCGGAAAGUCCAAGGACUCGCCUGGAAGCUUUGGAUCGACCAUCUGAAGGAGGCCCAGGCCAAGCCCCGAGAGGCGCUGGUCCGAUUGGAGAAGGCUGUGAAAGUCAUUGAUGUGGGUAAAAGGAGAAAGAGAAAAUUUUAUAGAAAUCCUGAAGAGUUUUUUGUACUAAAUGAGCUUUCUCGAAGUCCUGAACUGCGCAUUUCUUAUUUUCAGAGUAAAAAAGUGGUUAGGCUCUUAUUUCCUGCAUGACGUCAAACAAAAGCAUUUUUAAGUUUUCGAACUACCAUCUAACCACAGAAGAUGAGAAGAACUUUUUAAAAGAAUUUCAAAAACCUCUCUAAAAGUUGUAUACUAGUAAAAUCUUUCAGGACGCCGUCCGUGUGGCCAACGCCUCAAGCUCCGCCCUCCGAACCAUGAAGCACAAGAACAUGAAGCAACCGAGAAUCGAAAGGGUCCAGGACAUUGUCUCGGCGAUGAAAGUCCUCUACGACUCAAUCGUGGACGAUCGCCGUCUCUCCACCUUCGAGUUCACCGUCUCGGGCAUCGUCCUGACUCUCAACCAGCUCCUGGAGCUCGUCGAACGUCAUCCGGACUCGUAUCCUGCCACCAUCUUCAAGGAGACCUUCUCCAACGGCGACGCCUUGUCUAGACUGGCUCUGAAAAUGGUCGCCGUCCUGGAGGCUUCCGAAAAGUUCCCCCAGUACUUGUACGACGUUCCUGGCGGUUCCGCCUUUGGUCUCCAGCUUCUUUCCCGUAGAGUUCGCUCCAAAAUCGAGCUGGCGCCGCCCGUCGACGGCAAGGAGAACGAUGAAAAUCAUCUCUUGAAUAAGUAAGCUUUAAAUAUACGACAGAAAAUCUGAGAAAGAAAAAAUGACACUAAACCAAAGGAGAAAAUAUUUUAGGGUUUUACGGCAAACUUGUGACUUUUUAGGUCUUUGAAAGUUUCUCAGACCUUUUUCUGUAGGAGAAAAUUGAUUUUUUUUUUCUAGGAGCGGAAAAGUUGUCAAAUGCGAACCUUUGGCCUCGGUGAACCAAAUGAAGCAAUUUUUGCUGAAACUGGUCGCCAAGCAAUGGCACGACCGCGAAAGGAGCACCCAUCGUUAUGUCAAGAUGAUCAACGACGCCAAGACGAGGAACGAGGCCCUGCCCUUCCGAUACACUAGCGAUUUCGAUGAUCAGGGUUUUGAAACGAAAAAAGAAUGAUUUGCUCAUAAGAGUUUUAGGAAUCAUUUACUGGCUUGGCACGAAUGGCCGUGGCGUUUCCGAUUGGACUAAUCCGGCUUCGAUCAAUGUCAUUAAGGUGAAUAGUUGUAGGGGAAGGGUGUGAGAAAAAAAAAAUCGAACUUCGAAGUGUAAAUUCGGUUUUAAAAGUAUGAAUUCUACUUUAAAUCGUAUAUUUUCCAGAUUAUUUUUUUUUUCAAAAGAAAUUGUUUAUGACUUUAUGCUUUUCUUGUGAAAGAAAUUAUUGGUAGAUACUUUUUUUGUUUUAAAAUUUCUAUGAGAAGAAAAGGAAACUUCAAAUUUGAUUUUUAAAUCCUUACUUCCUUUUUUUCGGCUCUUAAAACUUCAUUCAAAGUUCUGAUUUUUCCAGGAUUACUAAGGCUAUUUUAAUGUUAGAGCAGCUUCUCCUAAAGAUUGUCUUAUUUCCUAGCGAAGAGUCUUUUUUAAUUUUUCAGAGACCCUAAUUUUUUUCCUCCUACUUUUUACGAAAAGCUGUAAGUUCAGAUCGCCUCCUCGGACGCCCGACAACCUUUCGGAAAACCAGAAGACGUCGUCAGCCGCGACGUCAACCCCAUCAACUGCCACUCGAGCGACGACAAAAAUGCUCACUUCACCAUCGACCUCGGCCUUUUCGUGUACCCCAACGCCUAUUCCCUUCGUCAUGCCCGUGGAUAUGGACGCUCAGCGUUGCGCAACUGGCUUCUCCAAGUAGUUUUUUGGGAUUUUUUGGGGUUUUGACCGAAAAAUGGAGAAAAACUGAAGUGAAAAUCUGGAAUUACCCAGGUGUUUGAGAAGAAAAAGUGGUUGUAGGUUGUAGAAGGAGAAGCUCAGGAAUUUUCUCAACAAGUGGUCGCUUCAGAAAUUUCUUUAUUGAUGAAAAGCCUUUCUUUAGACCCCUAAAGCAUCAGGAGUAAAUGAUGGAUUGUUGAAUCAAGUAGUCCUCUCAAGUGGUCACUUCAGAAGGCUCUUCAAUAUUGCCGGCCUGCAAAAAAAAAAGUUUUUUUUGAAAGACUUCUAGCUGAAGCGGUUAUUUUUUUGUUUCAAAAGAAGAUCAUUUUCGCUGCCUCUAGUGGCCACUUCAGAAAGGCACUUAAUAAAGAAUUUUCUUGAAAGACAUUUAGCUUCUUAUUUAAGCUUUACUUUGAAAACUAUCAUUUUUAUUGACUAGGCAAUUAUAACUUUCAUGGUUCUCUUCCUCCACGCCACAGAUCUGUCUGUGAGCGAAAAAUAAACAUAGUAAAUGUUUCGAUCUGAAAAAUUCAUUUCAACGUUCAUUCCAGGGUUCCAAAGACAAGCAAAAUUGGGAGGUUAUUCACGCUCACACCGAUGACACCAGCCUCGGUGAGCCCGGAUCGACAGCUAGCUGGCAUUUGGAGGAACGGAAAGACCGCGGUAAAUCGACCAGAAUAAAAAUUCAGAUCAGACUCUACCUCUUCCAGGACCCUUCCGCUUCAUCCGAAUCGCGCAGAACGGCAAGAACUCCUCCGGCCAGACUCACUACCUCAGCAUUUCUGGCUUUGAAAUCUAUGGAGACGUCGUCGAUGUCAUCGCAGAGAGCCUGAGUGGCGAUGAGAAGUCGCCGAAAGAAAAGUCGAAGCUCAAGAUUCCGACCCUCGAGUGGAAGACGCCUUCCAGGGGCAAUGAGGUAGUAGAAGUUAUAGUUUAGCUGGAAAAGUAGAAAAUAGCUCAUUCACUGCUGGAUUGAGGUAAUUUUCAAUGAGGAUUUUUGACUUGAAAUUAACACAAAAAUAAGUCUCCUCUGUGGAAAUAAUUAUGAAAAGAGAUACAACAAGACUUCGAUUCCUGAAGUUUGAAAAAUUUAACAACGAAGGAAAAAAUGUUCUAUAGAUGUGCUGAAAAGCGUUAGAAGGAGUAUUUUGAGGAGUAGUGUGAAUAUUAACAAGCUAACGGUGCGAGAGAUCAGCGGCAGUCAGAAGAGACGUCAGAGAAGUCAGAGGACAUUAUUUCUCUGUCGUCUCUUCAUUUCCCGCGAAUCUCGUUUUUAAACUCCUUUUCUUGAAAAUUUUCAGUUUUGAUCCUUCCACAAAGAACCUCAUUUCAAUGGUGGAAUUUUUUUGAAUUUUCCUUCUCCUUAGAAAUUUCAACGUAUCUGCCCAAUCAAAAACCGAGCUUUUUGAGAGCUCUUUAUUAGUAUCUUUUCACGCAAGCUUCAAGAUAAUUUUUUCAACGGAGUCUUUUUUUUUCAGUCGAGCAGCAGCGGAAGCGGCCGGUCCAGCACCGUCGUUCAGCCUGGCGUCUCUGCAAGCGCCAUGGUCGCUCACAUGCCUCAGGGCAAGAACAACAACAAGCUGAAGGCUGGCCUCUCCGUCGAAACGGUCGCUCUGAUGCAGUCGCGUCUCCGAAUGCGCAUGUCGCGUCAGAACAAGGGAGGCGCGUCGUCGGCCAACGAUCCGCGUGGAAUGCGUGUCGUGCGCGGCAAGGACUGGCGCUGGGAAGAUCAGGACGGCGGCGCAGGCUCCCAAGGCCGCGUCGUCAGUGGCGCCGAAGCUGGAUGGGUCGACGUCCUCUGGGACAACGGCCACACGAACUCGUACCGUUACGGCGCCGAAGGACACUUUGACAUUGAGAACGUCAACGCGAGUGGUGGAUCCAGCACUCCGACCAGUGCUACUCCGUCCUCGGUGGGUUUUUCGGAGACUUCUGAAGGAAAUAGUUUGCUCUGAAGCGAUUGGAGCAGUGAAACCGAUUCUGCAGUCAUAAGCAAGUAGAGUUCCGAAAAACUGUCAAAACUGAUUUUUCAAGCUUUUCUUGAAUAUCCAGUAUCGAGCGUUCUGAAGCGAUUGUAAUAAGAAGAUUGCUUCAGAAGUCCUUUCAAAUAAUCAGAAGACGUUUAUUUAAUCGAAUUCCCCUAAAUUCCUUUUUUACUAAUUUUAUGGACCAGAAUAAUGGCUUCUGAAACACUUUUUGAAGAUAGAAAAAAAUUAUUCGAAGUUUUUUCUUCUCCCAUAGUUUAGUGGACUUAAAAAAGUGUAGUAAACUGGCGAGUUAAUAGAAAUUUUUGAACUUGGAAUCUUUGCUCUGAAGCUAUCAAGAAUUUUUCCUGCUUCUUUUCGUACUCGGAGUAAAUUUUUUCGAGCAAGGAUAACCCCAAGUUCUUUUCAAAAUCACGAACACAAGACAAGCUGCGUCUUCCAGGUCUUCGACGCGGUCCGAACUCGCAGCCGUGGCCUGAUGGCGAAGACGAGCCGCUCAGGAACGACAGGUAUGCGAAUUAGGGUAAAGCCUUGGCGCAAUGGUAGUGGUGGUGGAGGUGCCGGAAACAACGGCGGCAGUACUCUCUCCUCGUUCGCCUCGGGCCUUGGGUUCGGGUUAAACAAGCAGAAAAAGACGACAGGUACCUCGCAUGAUCGAACCGAUCUCACUAUCCGUAGACUGGCCGACUAUCUACCGAAUUUGAAAAUUUUAGGGAGGGAUGGUUGCGAUCAAAAUUUUCACAUGGUAGAGAUUGAAAGACCAUGAUGGCUAGACAGUUUUCAAGCGUUUGCAAUGAACUCCUGACCACAGAACGACUUGCGCUCAUUGGAACUUGAAAGCUUUGAAGCGUUACCGAUUUUUAGGCGCAUUUUAGAGUUUCAACUUAAACUUAAGCUCGUUAAACCUUUGAUUCCGAUACAAAGACAGUUCUCCAAGUUCCGGUUCAUUUUUUACAGCAUUCUGGUCCUUUUUGUAGCGUUAUGAUCCUUUAAAGGCACAGGGCGUGACUUGAACUUGCCUGAAGCCUCUAUCAAUGAGAAAAGAAGUCUUUUUUGCCAUUCCUUAGUCUAACAGAGUUAGAAAGUGAGCAAGUUUUGACUUCUGUUGAAGAAUUUCAAAGCUUAGCUUGUCAUAAAUUAGAUCAGGAAAAAUAUUAUUCAUGAUUGAAAUUUAGUUGUAAUUAUCUGAAGGAGCCACGGAAUCAAAUACUUUUAAAUGAAAUAUUUGUUCUUUUUUUUUCUGAAAAAUUAUUUUCAAUAGCCUUCUCAAAAACUGCCUUGAGCUUGAUAGGAGAAUGAUUCAUAUGAAAGUUUAGAUCACUCCAAACAAAACUCUAAAUAAUUCGGUAGAUAGUAUGCCAUUUUUAUCGAUCGUGUUGUGUUUGGUCAACUGUUGUCGUCGUUAUUUUUUGGCCGUCGUGGUGGCUUCUAUCGCACUAUCCUUUUCAUUUUCUUUUUUUCAAUUAUCCUCAUUCAUUCAUAUGUCUCCCUAUUUUCUUCAUUUUCUAGCUUCACCCGCCACCUCGACGCCUUUCUCGCGUUUCUCGACACCCCGUGGAACAGCUACUAAUGCUUCGGCCGCUGCGUCUUCUUCAACUUCUACGCCUGGAGCCGCAAAUUCUGGAAGCAUUGGUAUCUUUUAGUGGUUAUUUAAAACAGUUUUAGAGAUUUAGGUCUGAAAAAUUGCCUAUUAGGUGGAUAUUUACUCGAAUUGAAAUGCUCAUAAAGGAAUUUUCGCAUGUAUUGUUCCAUUUUGCGUGGGAAAUUUUCGAAAAAUGCGUUUUUCUAAUCAUUUUGACCAAAAGGUAACCUUGAAGACAGACUUCUAUUUUUGAUAGCGGCGCAAAAACUUUGAGCCAUUCACGUGCGAAUGCAGUGUCGCGAGUCGUAAGGACUAUUGAGAAAUUAUAAAAAAUUAUAGUUUAUCAGCAUUUUUUUCCAGGCAAGAAGUCCAUGUCAACUACCAACCUCGUCGACGAGAAACAGCGCCGAAGCGGUGUCUCUGUCGCCUCCACUGGACAAGCUGCCAGCGCCGAAUCUCUGCAACACCAGACUCCGUCGCUUGAGAAUCUCCUCGCCCACGCCAGACCUCCCACUUUCGGCCGCAUCGCUGAGAAUCAAGAACAAGAGGUUUUUGACAAGAAAAACUGAACCUUGAAUAAUUUUUUCUUGAAGGAUCGCGAAGACGAGCCGAUGGGCGGAGAGGAAAGCGAUUCGGCUGCCAGCAUGCAUUCUGCCGCCAGCUCCCACGCCGACAUGUCCAUCAGCUCUUCGCAAUCUUCCGUCGCCGUCGACUUGACGCCUAGAGACUCGGCCGGCACCCCCUCGACGCCCCAGGGCGAGAAAAUGAACAACCUGUCGGUCUCGGCGCCGGAUCUCGCCGCCGCGAGGCAGAGACAGCAGUCUUCCGACACGGCCGACACUGCCGACAAGCAGGCGACUGACGAGGAGGAGGCUGUGGACGACGAGGACGAAGACGAGGAGGAAGAGGAGGAGGCUGAAGGUGAGGGAGUGGAAAAAAGGCCGUUAUUGGUCAAUGUGCGCUUUAUGGAUAAAGUUUCCCUUGGGUGAAAUGAAACUAGGAAAUCGGCCAGGAUCAUCUUUUUUUAUUCCUUAGAAUGGUUAGGAGUUUUUGCAAUCUACUCAAAAUUUUGGAGUUCUCUGAAAAUUUGCAAAGAAGUGCUAGAUUAAGGUUUUGAAAGUCUCUUACCCUAAGAAAAUUCCUAAUUUUUCCGAGGAGAAACUUCAGACUUACAGCUCUUUCACAGCGUAUUGAUCCAAUGCCUGGAAAAAAAAAUCGAAUUCCUAGGGAUAAAUUUCAACGAAGAAAUAAAAAACUGUCUUUUUCAGACAUGGUCCUGGACGCUCUCCAAAACACGGGAGAACGACGAAUCAUCGAACGUCUCCGUGAGGUCCUCGGCACUGAAGAAAGCCUCGACCAGCUCCUCGGCGUUACCGUUGCCUCGACCUCCGCCGCCCAGGAAACCUCGUCUUCCAGCAGCGCCACCACAAACGCGCCGCCCAAGAAAAAGUCGCUCAAAUCCAAGAUCGGAAGCUACGCCGACGUGAUCAAAGGACUCAUGCAGACGGUAGAAUUCAGGGUAUUUACAAAAGAGGUGAAGUUUGGAGGUCUCUAUGUUUUUGUCAAAAAAUCUUCAAAUGUCGUCGGGUCUACCUGCGCAAACUUUUAGUGUUGGAGGUGUUCAAUUUCAAAGAUGCGGGAGGGGGGCUUAAAAAUAAUUUAAAAAGUAUUAAUUAAAAAGUAAAAAAAAAAAGUAUCGAAUAAGAAAGAAAUUUCAUAGGGACAUCCAAACUUGACACAAAAAUGACCUCUUCUAUAAGAAGAAUAACAAGUGGAAUAUUGUUCAGAUGAUGGAUCCUUCGUCGAAUUCGAUGGAAAUGGAUGAAAUGAUGGACGACGACGAUUACUAUGACUAUUCGGAAGAGGGCAACGAGGAUGAGACUGAUGAUGUUAGUGCGAAGAAAAAUGAGACGAUUAAGGUUCAGGAGAUGAAAAAUGGAAAAGAAACUGGGAAACAGAAAAUUUUACGAGAUAGUGUAGUAAAACGAGAACUGAUUUUUCCAAUUUUUCCAUUAGAUCUAGACUCUUUUUUCGCACAAUUUCCUCAAAAAUGACAAAAAUGACUUAAUAAAGGUGUCAAGAAUGCUUUUUUCGGAUGAAAAUUUAAAAUUUCUGGGUUUUUAGUGGCUUGAAAAGCAUUGAAGUCUUCAAAAUAAAAUUCUCCAAAAAUUAAAAAUCAACACUUAAAGUUUAGAGAGUAUAGUUGAAACUCCUCAUUUAGCCAUAGAAUCUAAGUCCGAGAUCUUAAAUUUUGAUGAAAUUGAAGGAAGCUUCGUAAAUUGAGAAAUUAUCACCAGAAGAUGUUGUUUUUCAUCAAUUCGUGAUCAUUAGAUAUGAUACGAUUUUCAUUAAUCAUAGAAAAAUGUUGUAAUUUUCGAAACUUCAUUUUUCCAAAUUUUUCAGCGUCGCCAGGAGUUGGCUGCUCAACUUGGACUGCCCUUCGAAUCGUUCUCUUCGAUGAUUUCUUCUCGAGGAACUCUCAGCUGGAAGCAGGUGAUAAAUGCAUUUCGAGAAUCUAUGCGCUUUCUAAUUCCACCGAAAUGUCCCCAUUUUGAAGCUCUCCCAACUGAUGACCGGCUCCUCUGGCCGUGACCGAUCCUCCGGCCGAGCUGGGCAAUCGUCGGGCCGUGGAUGGGAGGACGAACUCGUGGUGAAGUGCCAGUACCCGGCUCUCAUCCCGGCCUUCGACCCUCGCCCUGGCCGCUCCAACGUCAACCAGACACUCGACGUCGAACUCCCGACCGUCGUCCAGGAAGCCUCCAAAGUUUCCUGUGUCAGCAUGGUGAAUAUAAAGUCACAUCUAAAAAAUGAUUUUGGGAAAAUUUUGAGCCAUUUCCUGUGUCAGCAUGGUGAAUAUAAAGUCACAUCUAAAAAUGAUUUUGGGAAAAUUUUGAGCCAUUCCAAGUGCGGUCGUGGCAUUUUUAUUACCACUAAUGUUCAGAAAAUAUGUUAGAAAUGGGCAGAAGUUUCCGAUGUUUGAUUCCUUAAAGAAAUCGCCACAUUUGAGCCAUUCCAAAUGCGGUCAUGGUGUUCUUAUUAUCAGUUAUGUUAGGAAAAAUAUGUUAGAAAUGAGCUAAAAUUUCUAAUUUAUGAUCCCUAAAGGGAGCGCCACACUUAAGCCAUUCCAAAUGCGGUCAUGGCAUUCUUAUGACCAUUUUUGUUAGGGAAAUAUGUAAAAAAAGAGGGCUGAAGUUUCAAAUUUUGAUUACUCAAAGGGAGCGCCACACUUAAGCUGUUCCAAGUGCGGUCGUGGCAUUUUUAUUGCCAUUUAUCUUAGAGAAAUAUGUUAGAAAUGGAAUAAAUUUUCAAGUUUUUGAAUUCUUAAAGGGCGCACCAUUUUUUAGCCAUUCCAAAUGCGGUCAUGACCUUCCAAUUUCCACCUUUGAAAGAAAAAAAAAAGUUCCGGAAUAAAGCUCCGGAAUAUUCAAAGUUUUGAAACGUUUCAUUUGACAAUUUGAAAUUCAGAGCGAAGAACAACAACUCCGUCUGUACCUCCGUGGACCCAACAUGAGCGGUGUCAAUAACAUCACGAUCGAGAUGAAGGACGACGACGCCUCGGUCUUCAAAUACGUCCAGUACCUCGUCAACACGGUCAAUUGGACGACGGUGAGUUGGGAGAUAGAAAGGAGAAGAAAAAUGAAUAGUUUGAAGGUUAUGAGCCAUAGAUCAAUAUCAUUUUUCAGAAGAGCGACAGAACCCGCCGAAUCUGGGAGCCGACCUACACGGUCAUCUACGAAGACGCGUCUGAAGCCAAGAGCUCCAUCGUCGCCGAUGAGCUUCUCCCGGAGGAAGACGCGAUCCCGCCUCAAGUCAAGAACGUAAGAAGCCCUUUCCCGCCCAUCCAAACCCUAUUUUUGACCAUUUUCAGUGCCUGGAAGUGAUUGGCCGCCUGUCCCGUAUCGGCGAACUCAUGCCUGAGGCCACCAUCAGCCCGACGGUCUUCAUCAGCGACAAGCUCACCCUGAAGCUGACCCAAGAACUCUCGGAUGCUCUGGUUGUCGCGGCGCGAAGCCUGCCCGAAUGGUGCUCGCACCUCGUCUACUCCUACCCGUGCCUCUUCUCCGUCGACACGCGCAACAUGUACAUGCAGGCGACCGCCUUUGGCGUCUCGCGAACCGUCGUCUGGCUUCAGUCGCGCCGCGACGCUGCCUUGGAACGCGCUCGUGGAGGCGCACAAUCCGCGACCAGCGGCUCCAGCCGUCCCCACGAUCGCUACCAUGAGUAUCGCGUCGGACGCCUCCGACACGAACGCGUCAAGGUCACAAGAUCCGAGGAGCUUCUCCUCGACCAGGCCGUUCGCCUCAUGAAGUUCCAUGCCAUGAGGAAAGCCGUCCUGGAGAUUGAAUACACGAAUGAGGAGGGCACCGGAUUGGGACCCACCCUGGAGUUCUAUGCUUUGGUGAGUUUUAAGAACGGCUGAAAUUUUAGAUCAGUUUCAAAAAGACAUGAGCUUUCUAGGCUACUUGUGGAUUUGAAGUUUUCCUUUUCGACAAAAGGAGAUCCUACUUAAAAAUUGGAAAAUGCAAUCUGAAAUCUGAAUGAAAAACUGCAUUCAAAAGAAUUUUUGUUCUUCAUUAUUCCUUGAAGAUUAGCCAAGAGAGUCUCUUGAGUUAGAAGUUUUUCCAUAGCUGAUUCACGACUGACUUGAGCCAUUGAAUAAAGGGUCCUGACACGAUAAUGCACGAGAUAGUGCCUGGCUCGUGGAGAGCUCAGACAUGUGACGCCCCUUUAGCGUCCCAAGCUAGCCGUGAAUCAGCUAGAUUUGAGCUUCGAUAAGUCAGUUUUUGACCGAGGUUCGGAUGAUUUUCAAAUUCUAGUAAAGAUUAUAAUGUUCUAUUGCUUGUAAUUUUCUUCAAAAUGCUCGAAGAACCCCUUUUUUGAGCUCUUGAUCAAAAUUUUUGACUUUUCAGGUUGCGGCCGAAAUCCAACGCAAGGCGCUGGCCAUCUGGGUCUGCGACGACGACGACACUCAACCGAAGAACGAAGAACGUGAGCUGGACCUCGGCGAGGGCAAGAAACCCGCUGGAUACUACGUCCGACGACCUGGCGGCCUUUUCCCUGCCCCUCUGCCGCCUCACACGGACGAAGUCAAGGAGGCCGCUGAGAUGUUCCGCGUCCUGGGAAUCUUCUUGGCCAAGGUCCUCCAAGACGGCCGUCUUGUUGAUCUGCCCCUCUCCCGGCCAUUCAUCAAGCUGCUGGUUCAUCCGCAGGUGAACAACGACUCGGAGGCCAACCCGCUUCGUGUCCUCACCCUGGACGAUUUUGAAGAAGUCAACCCGGUCAAAGGUAAGCGUUUUUGGUUUAUUUGUGAAGGAAAAACUUCUUUGGCGGUUUUCUGAGUUUUAUAGGUUUGAGAGAGGUUUUAAAGGAUUAAAUAUUUAAAAAAGACUUGAAGAUUUUUUCAGAAGUUACUAGGAGUCAAGGUUUUACUAUAAAUGUUUCAUUAAAAAAACAUAUUUUGAUAAAAAAAUUUUUGCUUCUUUUGGUCUUUUUUUGGAAAUCAGAAGACUGAGGGUUAUUUUUUUUUGAGAGUUGAAGGGAUCAGAUUUUAAAAAGAAAGUGGAGGAGAAAGUAAAAAAAAGUGGAAAUUUCACAGCUUGACGUAACCAGAAACUGUUUCGUGUAGUUUUUUUCAUUGAUUUCUUUCUUCUUCUUCAAAUUUGAAGCGUUUUUUUCCAUCUGAAACAUUCUCUAGAACAAAAAAACCAUUUUCAGGAGGCUUCCUCAAGGAACUCCGCGCGCUUGCCCAACGCAAACGAGCCAUAGAGAACGAGCCGAACUUGGAUCUGAACGCCAAGAGAAGGAAGAUUGGCGAACUGAAGCUGCAUGUCAAGGGAACCAGCUGUCGUGUUGAAGAACUCGCCUUGAGUUUCACGUUAGUAAUUGGAAAAAAAGUUUUAAAGGGGAUAUGGAAAAUAGAAAUGAGAAAUUUGAAAAAUCACGUGAGAACUUGUUAAUGGAGCAAUUUUGCCGCUCAUUUUUAAGCCAUUGGCCUAAAGAAAUUUCCUACUUCCACGUAGAUUUUAUGAAUCCCGAUGAAAGUAUUCACAAGGUGCCCUCAAAACCUUUCGAAAUUGUAAAAAAAAAACCUCCAAAACUUUCAUUUUCAGUGUACAUCAUUUUUGCAAAGUGUUCCUUUUGAAAGAUGAGAGCAGUCUAAACAAAAAGUAUAGAAAAAAAUAAUCGAAAAAUCACGUCGGAACUUGCCCAUAGAGCGCUGCCCGCUGUGAAGUGAACUUUUCGGUCUGAGUUUUCAGUCUUUUAACUUUAAAAACAUGGAAUUUACAGAGUAGAUUUCACGGAUUUCAUUAGACAUUUUACAAGAUGCCUUCAAACCUAAAAAAAAAACGAAAAUUUCUGAAAUUUCUCCUUUUUUAGUGUCAACCCUCCCUCCAAAGUGUUCAAGUACGAAGAAAUGGAGCUGGUCGAAGGUGGAGCCGACAUUGACGUCACCAUGGACAAUGUCGAGCAAUACGUCGAGAAAUGCGAGGACUUCUACCUGAACAGUGGAAUCGCCCAUCAGGUAACAAGGCUCAGAAAAAUAAUCGAAAAAAAAGUGAGAAGGUAGAAAAUUUGGUAGAUCUAGAUUUUACUCCAUUUUUUAAUCAAUUCAUUUUUUUAAAAUCAAUUUUAUUGGAAGCGAAAAAAAUCAGUAUUGUUCGGGUCCAAUAUGAAAGUUGGAUAAUUGAUCUUCUGAACGAUAUUCAUUUAUUUUUCACAUCAUCGAAAUCCUCAGAUGCGAGCCUUCCGCGAAGGAUUCGACCGCGUCUUCCCGCUGAGCACCCUGAGAGCCUACAGCCCCGAAGAAGUCCAAAGGCUUCUCUCGGGCGAGCAAUGUCCCGAGUGGACCCGCGAAGACGUCCUCAACUUCACCGAGCCGAAGCUCGGCUACACCCGAGAAUCGCCCGGCUUCCUGCGUUUCGUCGACGUCAUGGUCGGCCUCAACGGACAGGAGCGCAAGAACUUCCUCCAGUUCGCCACCGGAUGCUCCAGUCUGCCUCCAGGUGAGGCUUGGGAAGAUUGAUGAACGGGAAAAUAGGAUACAUUUAUAAUGAAUGUUUAAGGAAAUCUUGGGGCUCACUUUUUAUGGAAUUUGAAAGCUUAUAGCUAGUUUUGUGAGCGUUUUAAAAGCUCAGAGCAGUUCUGAAAAUGAUAAAGUGUGGGAAGACCAUGAAAAGUAGGGCAAUUGGGUUGAAAGUAAUAAGUUAUAAGAAAAUUAAUAAAUUGGAAACAUGAAAGUUAGCUUUGAACGUAGUUAGAUUGGAGUUGCUCUAAAAGAGAUUAUGAAUAUAAAAAUUGAUUCUCAAGGUAUCUAGAAAAUCUAGAACUAAUUCUAGCCCCUAAAGUUCACUCUGACAGAGUUUUAGCGACUCUGAACCAGCCAAAUGAACUUUUGAACUGAAAUAUCCAAUUCAAAGAAACCUUCAAUUUUUUUCAGGCGGUCUUGCCAACCUUCACCCAAGGCUGACUGUUGUCCGCAAGGUUGAGAGCGGAGAUGGCAGCUACCCAUCGGUAACUGAUCAACCUCCCUUUCCCAAUCAAUUAUCAAUCUUUUCAGGUGAACACCUGUGUCCACUACCUGAAGCUUCCGGAGUACUCGUCGGCCGACAUUCUCCGCGAACGACUCCUGACGGCCGUCAACGAAAAGGGCUUCCACCUCAACUAG